GAUGUCGUCACUCUCACCAAGAACAACUUUGAUGAGACCAUCAACGGCAACGACUACGUUCUUGUCGAGUUUUACGCACCCUGGUGCGGCCACUGCAAGAACCUCGCUCCCCACUUCGCCAAGGCUGCCACCGCCCUCAAGGCUGAUGGUGUCGUCCUCGGUGCCGUUGAUGCCACCAUCGAGAAGGAUCUCGCCUCUCAGUUUGGUGUUCGUGGCUACCCCACUCUGAAGCUCUUCAAGAACGGCAAGGCCACCGAGUACAAGGGCGGCCGCACGGAGGACACGAUUGUCAGCUACAUCCGCAAGGCCACCGGCCCCCCGGCCAAGACCCUCGAAACGGCUGCUGAUGUGGCCAGCUUCAUUGACAGCGCCAAGGUUGUCGUCGUUGGCUACUUCACUGAGCUUGCCGGUGCCGAGUACGAUGCCUUUAUUGCUGCUGCCAGCGCUGAUGAGGACAACGCCUUUGGUGUGACCACCGACGCUGCUGCCGCCUCGGCCGCGGGUGUCUCAGGCCCUGCCAUUGUUCUGCACAAGAAGUUUGACGAGGGCAAGAACGUCUUUGACGGUGCCUACGAGGCCAGCAGCAUUGCCACCUUUGUGGCUGCCAACCGCAUGCCUCUCAUCAUUCCCUUCACCAUGGACGUCGCUGGCGAUAUCUUCCAGUCCCCCAUUGGCAAGGUGGCCUUCCUCUUCACUGAUGAUGCCGCCCCUGAGUUCUUCAACGAGAUUGCCAACGAGUACAAGGGCAAGUACAUCUUCUCAACUGCCCCCUCCUCCGAGUCGCGCCUGACCGAUUACCUUGGUGUCAAGAAGGGUGACUUCCCCGUCUUUUUCAUUGUCGAGACUGGCGGCAGCAUGAAGAAGUUCCCCAUGGAUGGUGAGGUCACGGCUGAUGCCGUCAAGGCCCACCUUUCUGCUCAUGCCUCAGGCUCCAUCAAGCCCUCUUUCAAGUCGGACCCCGUUCCUGCUUCCAACGACGGUCCCCUGUACACGGUUGUGGGCAAGAACUUUGAGGAUCUGGUUCUCGACCCCACCAAGAACGUCCUGCUCGAGGUCUAUGCUCCCUGGUGCGGCCACUGCAAGAAGCUCCAGCCCACUCUUGAUAAGCUGGCCGAGCACUACAAGGACAGCGGUGACAUUGUCAUUGCCCAGAUGGACGGUACCUCCAACGAGGUUGACGGCCUGUCCGUCCGUGGCUUCCCCACCAUCCGCUUCUACCCCAAGAACUCGCGCAGCAACGCUGGUGAGGAGUACAAGGGCGGUCGCGAGUUUGCUGACUUCACUGCCUUCCUUGACAGCAAGGCCACU
Messenger RNA from Monosiga brevicollis MX1, 1308 nucleotides. RefSeq lists its product as uncharacterized. Gene Ontology annotation, molecular function: protein disulfide isomerase activity. The annotation marks the transcript as partial. The transcript has 4 exons. Gene Ontology annotation, biological process: response to endoplasmic reticulum stress; protein folding. The record is from RefSeq and is a predicted model, not a curated record. NCBI's taxonomy places the organism in Eukaryota, Choanoflagellata, Craspedida, Salpingoecidae. Gene Ontology annotation, cellular component: endoplasmic reticulum.